Dichomitus squalens LYAD-421 SS1 is the source of this 480-nucleotide messenger RNA. RefSeq lists its product as uncharacterized. The record is from RefSeq and is a predicted model, not a curated record. The transcript has 3 exons. NCBI's taxonomy places the organism in Eukaryota, Fungi, Basidiomycota, Agaricomycetes, Polyporales, Polyporaceae. The annotation marks the transcript as partial.
CGGUAGAACAUUUGCCACGUACUGCCAUUGACGGGGUUUGCGGAAUGGACAAAUGGUCAUGACAACCUCCCGCUACGUAGCUAUGAUGGACAAGCAUGGCGCAAUGGCCCCCGAGGUGUUCUUACACCGUGCAUCGAUACUACGAGUCUCGACAGGCGCAGUCAUUCCCAUGAUGCAACCAGUUGCCAACAGUUCACAUCGGAUUGCACCAUCUUCCGGAAUCGAGGUCGAAAAGGGGAGUAUGCCGAUAGGAUAGCACAGAAUCAUUGAGUCCUGAUAUGGUCUCCUCGAUUGGGUGGUAUUUACAUAGCUGUUCGCAUUGAGUGGAAUCGUCGCGCGCGUAAUACUUGACAGUCAUCUCAAUGGGUUGGCAAGCAGUAUCGACCUUUGAGCUCCGUAUGGACCAUCGAGAUAUGGUUUCGAGAGAGGCGAGUCGUCAGAUCGUGUAUUACUGACAACAUAAGGAGGUUGUACUGUGCC